Messenger RNA from Protopterus annectens (West African lungfish), 2731 nucleotides. RefSeq names its product quiescin sulfhydryl oxidase 1 (gene QSOX1). Gene Ontology annotation, cellular component: Golgi membrane. Bases 251 to 2593 code for a protein of 780 amino acids. Gene Ontology annotation, molecular function: flavin-dependent sulfhydryl oxidase activity; protein disulfide isomerase activity. The record is from RefSeq and is a predicted model, not a curated record. Gene Ontology annotation, biological process: protein folding. NCBI's taxonomy places the organism in Eukaryota, Metazoa, Chordata, Ceratodontiformes, Protopteridae. The transcript is spliced from 12 exons.
AAGCCCUUCUAUGCAAAUAUGAGAAAAGAAGUCACAGGUAGGAAGCGGAGACAUGAGGGCACGUCCUGCUGGACAUGCAGUGACAUUAAGGUGUCUCACCAGUGCUGAAUACGGAUUUUCCCAUGGAAACCUAUCUGCUGGCUACGGGUAGAAGUCUGCAAUUGUGGUAAAUUAUACAAUCGUAUAGGAUAACUCCCGUGCAAAAAAAAAAAAAAAAAAACGAACAGAAAGGGAAGCUGUAAAGCGGAAGAUGGCGCAGCAGUAUAAUGCCUGUUGUUCAGUUCUUAAGUCUAGAUGUAGUACCCCUCUGACUGUUGUGCUACUAGCUAUCCUACAGCUCCUGUCUGCACUGCCAGUGGCACAUGCUGGCCUCUAUAGCGCCUCGGAUCACGUCUUAGUGCUUGAUGCAGACAAUUUAGAGAGGACUGUGCUGAAUUCUAGUAACGCUUGGCUGGUGCAAUUCUAUGUUUCUUGGUGUGGCCACUGCAUUAAGUUCUCUGAUACUUGGAAAAGCAUAGCAAACGACAUUAAAGAAUGGAAGCCUGCAUUAAGUCUGGCUGUUUUAGACUGCGGUGAAGAAGCUAAUAAGGAGACAUGUUCCAAAUUGGGUGUUCAUGGAUAUCCAUCACUAAGAUUCUUCAAGGCAUUCUCAAAAAGUUCCUCAGAUGAAAUAAGCACUUUAGAAUCAGACAGUGUCCAGUCUUUGAGGCACAGAAUAAUCGAUCUCAUGGAGAAGCAUGAAGAGGUCUGGCCCCCAGCAUGCCCACCACUGGAGCCAAUCAGUGUGCUGGAAGUGAACAAUUUCUUCACUACCAAUAAUCCCUUGUAUUUGGCUCUCAUCUUCGAGGGAGAAGACUCCUAUAUUGGCAGAGAGGUGACACUGGACAUGUUGCCCUAUGAGAACAUUGCUGUACGGCGUGUACUGAAGAGUGAACAGGCCCUGGUGGCUCAUUUCGAGGUGACAUCCUUUCCCUCCUGCUACCUCUACUUCAAGAACAACUCCCAUGUCAGGGUCAAUAUACAAAUGGAGGUACGUUCCUUCUAUACUUACUACUUAAAGACACUGCCAGGGGUAAUGCGUGGAAGCUACAAACUGCAUGUGAUGCCAGAUUCCAAACCUGAUGUCACUGAACCAUGGAAACCAUUUGAAAGCUCCAAGGUGUAUAUGGCAGACCUGGAAUCAGCGAUACACUACUCAUUGCGAGUGGAAGUGGGCCUACAGCGUGUGUUGGCAGGGGAGCAACUGCUGGCUCUCAAAAGCUUUGUUUCUGUAUUGGCUAAGUAUUUCCCAGGGCGUACACCAGUCAGACGUAUCCUAAUGACCUUGAACACUUGGUUAAAGGCAGAUGAAAAUGAUAAGAUUCCAUACAGUGACUUUGAAGAUGUACUAAAUAACAAAAUAGAGGUCCCGAAUGCAGUGCUAUCAGACCGUGUGAACUGGGUCGCAUGUCAAGGUAGCAAACCUCAGUUCCGUGGAUUUCCUUGCUCCCUCUGGACACUGUUCCAUUUUCUGACAGUACAAGCAGCAGCAAAAGAGAGACCAGGAAGCACAGUUUCAGAUCCACUAGAAGUCCUGAGAGCCAUGCGUGGUUACAUCAAAAACUUUUUCAGUUGCAGGGAGUGUGCCAAGAAUUUUGAGGCUAUGGCUGUCGAGUCAAUGGAGACAGUGAAAGACCAUGAUGAGGCCAUUCUUUGGCUUUGGUCGAGACAUAAUAGAGCCAACAAUCGACUAGCAGGAGACGUGAGUGAAGACCCCAAGUUUCCAAAGCUACAAUGGCCACCACUUGACUUGUGUGCAGAAUGUCACAAUGAAGUGAAUGGUGAGCAUGCCUGGAACAUGGAUGCUGUACUUCAGUUCUUGAAGGAGCACUAUUCCAUCAACAACUUAUCAGGUGAUUAUUUAGAGAGAAAGUCAGAGCUGCUAAAUAGACAAAAGCAAAAACUGGCCAUCUGGAAAAAGGAAGAAGAAGAAAGGGCCAGAAAUCUGGCUAGGGAAAUAAAAGACAAAGAAGUGGAUGAGGAGAAUAAACAAUAUAAGGACUAUGAAGUGGGGAAUGAGGAAAAUGGGCAGAAUGAGGAAAAUAAUGAGCCAGAAGAAGAACAUGAAGUUUUAGAUAAACCAAGAUCCAAAAAGAACCUGAAAGCAAGUAUCAUCAAAGGAAAAAUGAAAAUAAGUGAGGAAGACAUUGUCGAUCUUGACACUUUUGUUGAGCAGCAUUAUAAAAGUCAGGCACUGCAAGCUGCUGCUGCUGCUGUGGCCAUGGCAGAAGUAACGAAAAAAAAAAGUUUAACGAAGCGGGAUGAAAAGCGCAAACCAUUGCAGUUGCAACUUGAAGAAGAUGAGAUCAUUGAUUAUGUAGGGAUCCAUGAACGUUUGAAGAAAAGGGGAGUGGGAGGCAAGUAUCUAGUAGAAGAAGAGUCUCCAAAGAAACAGUACUGGAAAAGGGUGCUGGGAAAGGGCUUUUCCAGGUUGGACCUUAGCCUAUGUGCUCUGUUGUACUUUGUAUCAUCAGUGUUCCUUUUGGUACUUUUCUUGUUCUUUAGGAUGCGACGGAGAUGCAGGAGAGUUCGACAUGUCUUUCCCGUUCUGUGAAAAAAAAAGUAUGAGAAGCUGGAACUUUUCAUGGUAUCUUUCUGAAUUACAAAAUGGAGGGUUGAUCAUUUACAUGAAAACACAUCAUGAUCUGUAGCAGAUAGUGAAGCAGAAAUAAUAAAAGCUUAUUUAAACAAU